UGGAGCCUCAACAGAGAUGCUAUCGCUUCACUGCAGUGUGGACACCCCUAUUGAGUUACAGGGGUCACACACGUUGCAUAUGUGUCAAUCCAAUUUUAGACUGUGUGUUUAAUUUAACAAACAGAUGUUAUCACGCUUAAUAAAUGAUUUGCUUCAUUUUCAUGCACGUAAGACAUGUUCAUUUUUGUUCUGUUAUAGUGACAUAUGAGAAGGUGCGCAAGAAACUGAGAAGGGCAACCGAAACAUCCGAUCUGAACACCACAGAUGAUGAACAAACACGGAAGCGGAAACCCUCUACAAAGCUGUCAUUUCUAGAAGAUGAAGAAGAUUUUUCCAUAAGCAAGAAUGUGAGAUCAUCACAAAGGAUGCCACUCUUGCCAACUCCACCUUUGUUUCCAACAACAGUAGCAUCACCCAGCAGCAGCAGCAGCAGCAGCAGCAGCAAGAACACCAGCAACAGUGAAGAUGGAAAUAUCAGCAGUGAUGACAGGAACUACAACAGCAACACCAGCAGCAAUGACACUGGAACUGGGAACAGGGACAAGAGCAGCUAUGUGCCUCUAUCAGACAGGGAUAGGAUGAUCUUCACCAUUUUAGAAGAAAUCAAGGGCCAGGGGAGACAAAACACCCUAAUGCUUCAGGCACUUCUCAAGCGGCAGCCUCAUAUAGAGCAAGAGCAUGGCAGCCUGCGCCUGGACGAAUUCCGGUUUCCUCUUGACACCAAGGAGGACAUUGACAGAGUGGAGAGGAUGUUAAUGGACCAGGCUACAGAAAAGGCACUGGUAUGUGACCGUUGUACGAUUGUUAACAAAGUCCUUUUCUUUUCAGAUUAUAAUAACCAAUACAUUGUCAUUAAUAGUUUUUGA
Molecule: messenger RNA, 866 nt
Organism: Acipenser ruthenus (sterlet)
Lineage: Eukaryota; Metazoa; Chordata; Actinopteri; Acipenseriformes; Acipenseridae
Exons: 3
Coding region: 144-866 (240 amino acids)
Source: RefSeq, a predicted model, not a curated record